AUGCCAAAUUAUUUCCCGAUGGAGACAAACAUGAAGAUUUUCACUUUUCUCGAGCAGCUAGUUAUGAUAUUCAUUUUCCUCCUUCGAUGGAAGAGUAAUCCUAACCCAGCUACUAAGAAAGAUAAUAAUGCCAUUUUCUUUGGAGCACCCGGCACCGGCAAAUCAGCUACUGUGAAAAAGAUUUGUAUUGAGGCUGAUGAGUGUCCUUUAGUGAUAGUCAAAGGUUCUUCCUUAACUCCUACCAAGCAAGAUUAUGAUGCUGUCUAUGGAAUGGAAAGGGAAACUAACGGUGAAGUUCGUUAUAUUCUUUUUGUGGAUGAAUGUGACCAAAUUAGCAAUAAUUCACUAAUUCACGACCCCAAUAAACUAAGAUUUUUGAAAGAACUUUUAGAGGGCAAUGUCGAAAAUGCAACCUAUCGGGAAGGAAGAUUAAGUAAUCCCUUAGAUUUUAGUUGA
Messenger RNA from Ambispora gerdemannii, 456 nucleotides. Lineage: Eukaryota; Fungi; Glomeromycota; Glomeromycetes; Archaeosporales; Ambisporaceae. The record is from the annotation of a GenBank genome assembly.